UGCUGUGGCACGAUUGUGCGCUUAGAGUGUGUUUUAGUCACCAUUUGAACCUCCAGUUGGCUUGUUUCGCGCCUCAACGACACUCGAGGGGGUCCCCAAAGCUCUUGUUUUCUUGAUAACAUUUUUUUCCCACUAAAUUGAAGUACCUCCAAUUUUCGCGCGUUUAUACCUGAAUUUGGAUACUUUUCUGGCUAAUUCUUAUUGGCCAAAGUGGCUAAAGUUAUGGGACAUUUUGUGUAAAAAGUUUUAAAUUUAAUUGAAUUUUCGGGUGCAAAUUGCCUAUUCUUUUCCGUAUAAUUUUCGCAUUCACGGAAGCACAAAAAGUGGGUGAGAACAGUUGAAAAAAGAAGUGAAUAAAUGUCACUGUGUUGAAUUUGUUGCUAAUUCUACCUCAUUUAGUCAACUCUAGUCUACGGAAAACGGUCACAUGGACAAUGUGUCAGUGAAAUUGUGUUUUAAAAAAAAUAUAUAAAUCUCAAAAAUACAAUCAAACAAGACAAAAGUGCGAUAAGAACUACAAAAUUUUAGUAUGAUAUAAAGUGAAAUUUCGAGGAGCAAAAGACAGAAAGAUAUGCAACAUGAUCUCGCACAUGACAAACAUCAGUGUCGAGCCGGAAGUUUAGUGAAUUGUGAUGCACGCUAGAGUAGGUUCAUCUGAUGUGCUUUCAGCCUAGACCUCUUAUUUAAUUGUCUGUCCAAGUGCGACAGUGAAAAAGUGUCUCUCGAUCACUGGAUCAGCAAAAAAAAUGAGCAUUGAAGCACUUGUUGGUGAAAACUGCGAAAAUGCUGGGAAUAGUGAGUACGAUCGUGUGAUCUUGAGCAGUGAUCGCGAUGAUCAUGCUGAGAAUCGCCUAACGCUGGAUGACUACAGGCGGAUUCUGCGAGAGUUGGAUCAAAAUCGUGAUCUUCAGAAUCGAAGGCGCGAAAAAUUGAGCCAAGUGAGUCAGAGGCGAAAUUUACGAAAGAAACGUGCUUCAGAUGCAAAUCAAGAGACUUCAACACGCUCUUCAUCCUGCUACCUCUGCAAUAUCCGUGUGGCCCUUGAGGACAUAACAACUUUUGCCGUUUGCAGAGGAUGCGACAGAACAGUUUGCAGAGGGAAAAGAUGUUCGGAUUGGGAUAGAGGAACUGGAUACUGGGAAUGUGUAUCUUGCAUCCGAAAUAGAGACAGUCAAAUAAGGGCUGGCGAAUGGAUACUUGAUCAACUCAAUCAACGAUUUAAGAGUCCACAAAGUGACACCUCUAGGGAUGAUUUAUCUUUUAAAGAUGCCGAAACACAAUCCGAUGGAAGUUUUCUGGGAUCAGCGCAUUCGAUUUCGCUGGAGCAGAAGGAAAAAGUUCGAGAGUUCCUUGAAGAAGUUAUAGCUUCAAUGAUAGGAGGAUCGCUGGAUAGUGUUCCAGUCAAUCAAAUAUACAAGCAUCCAAGUUAUCUUCCUCUGCAGGAAGAUGGUCCAGCAGUGGCUCAUGUCAAUCUCAAGAGAUUGAUCCAGAAAGUCAUCGAGGAAGCCCUCAAUCUGCCUGAUUUAUUCAACUUCAGCGGAUACCCUCAACCUCCUGAAUCCCACUUGCCCUAUUUUAGCACUAAAAAAUAUGAGCAACUUCUUGCAACAGCCGUCCUCAAUAAGGUGAUUGAUCACUAUCGCAACCCAAAAAAUCAUCAGGAAAACAGCUCUGGAAUCCAGUCAGGAAGUGAAUUUGACAGCAAUCACAAUGCUUUGAGCGACAAGACUGCAGUUCUUUCACCAAUAAGCAGCCAGAAAGCGCUCGAUAAGAGACUCGAAGAGGCAUCUCAGACUUCGGAAUCAAGUCUCAAAACACGCAGUACUGAGAGUGACGAAACCUAUCUCAGUGACUACAUUCAGAAGCACCGGGUACCACUUCCAGAUCUCUCAGCUGCCUCUUCUGAGAGCACUGUGGACGAUAAUUCAUCGGAAAUUCUAUCAACAGCUGGAACUGAGGGCACUUGGGAGGAAAAUUGGCUAUUUAAAAAACGCAAAGUAAAGACGGAAACUAAUUCCACAGCCAUCGGAAUGUUGGUUCCAUCGCCCACUGAGGAAGUUAAAGCUCUGAUUGGGGACAAAAAUGUCGAUGAAGUGAGUGAUCUAUCAGAAGCUGGAUCAGAUGCUGAAGAAGAUACACAAGAUCGUCCAGCAACAAAAUUAAUCGAAAGUAAAACAAUUAUUGGAGGAAAAAAUGAACUGAUCUCCCUUGAAGAUACUUCAUCGGCUACAGAUAGUCUCCUAUCAAAUCCAGACUCAGGAAUUAAUGUUACAGAGGCAAAGAAUGAGGUUCUUGUGACAGAUGGAGACUUUGCAGAAGCCCCACAAAAUACAAAUCCCACCCAGGCUAUCAAUGAAAAUAUUGGGACAGUCAUUAAUGGCACAGACAUUCCCAUUCCAACUCCAAGACAAUCUGCAGUCACCGAGAAAGUGGAGGAGAAUCACGUUCUGGAGAAUCACGAGCUCAAAGAUCAAAUCCAAGAGGAAACAGUCAGUCCCAGCAGUUCGGAUUUCUAUAAGAGAAACUACCUGUGGGAAUUAAAACCGGAAAAUCUUCCGCAGAGUGACAAUUUGCCCAAUUCUCCAAAUUUCCCCGGAGAUUGGGUACUUAUUCAAGGAUGCUGGGAAGUACGUGAUCCUAAUGAAAGCAUUCUCAUAAAUGCCGGGCAAUACACAGCAGCCCCGGUUGCUCUAACGCCUGAAGAAAUUAAAGAUUCAAUGAAUCAUCAAGUACUUCAUCCAGAUCAAUGGUAUGGAUAUAGGUAUUUGAAUGAAUUAAAGCCUGACACACUUCCAGUGCCAGAAGGAAAUGUAAUAGUCCAAGGUGAAAAGGAACUAGAGACUCAGUCAGUGGAUAGUCAAAUCCAGACAAAGUUGGAGAAACUUCCCAUUCCAUCUACUUCUCAAAACACCCAAGGAACUACUGAUAAAACCCUCCCUACACCUGAAAUAGAACUCUCCAAUACCGAUGACUUUGUCUGUGUUAUGAAAUAUGACGAAAAACGCCAAUUGAUUGUCUGCGAAUCACCCAAAGCCAAGAGGAAAGUUACUCCUGAAGAUGCUAGUGAGGCCCAAAAUCCUGAAAUAUUGCAAGAUUCAAAUGAUUGGGAACCUCAGGUGUGUGAAACUGUAGAUGAUGAUGUUAAGGAAACCCCUCCAGCAGCUGAAGAUGAUGUAGUAUUCCAAGGAAAUUCUACAAAAAUAGUCGAAGCUACUGAAUGCCACAAGUCUCCUGUACCACUUCCCAGAACGCGAAGUGUGAAGAAGUCCCAAGGAGAGGAAAAUUCAACAUUGGAGGCAACUGAAACACAAUUGACCAAAACACAGUCAGAAAAUAGACAUCAACAGAUGACUGAGAACAAAACUGUACAGAUUCAUCAGUCCAAGAUUGAACAGAAUAUCAAGGAGGAAAAAGUGAUUGAACAAAGUUUGCAAGUUAAAAAAUCUGAAAGUCAUGAAAGCAAACAAAAAGAUAUUCACAUUAAAGUUGAUAAUGUUCAAGAACAUGUAGAGAUUGUGCAAAAGACUGAAAAUGUGCAAAAAAUUCAGGAGAAUCGCAUUGAAGUGAAAACUGAGCAGGUUCUUGAAGAGAAAAGAACAAAAAACAAAGAAAAAGUUCAGGAUAGUACCACUAGGAUUCAACAAGAGCUUAAUAGAGCACCUGAAAUCCACUUGAAAACAUUAGAAGUUCCUCCUGAAGUAGAAGAACAGAAGAAAAAUCCUGAAGUUGAUCUAAAAACAGUUGGAGACCUUAAGGAGGAUAAGGAUAACCAAAAUUCCAAGUCAGAACCACCUAAAUCAUCCAGUGAAGUUCAUUUGAGAAUGGAGAAAGUUCCGGAAUUAGAACCUAAAGUAGUUCCUAAAAUCUAUGUGAAAACAGAGGAAGUUUCUAAGGAACCUAAAGAGGUUCCUGAAAUUCAUGUGGAAACAGAAGAAAUUCCCAAAGAACCUAAAGAGAUCCCUGAAAUUCAUGUGAGAACACAGGAAGUUCCCAAAGAACCUAAAGAGGUCCCUGAAAUUCAUGUGAGAGCACAGGAAGUUUCCAAGGAACCUAAAGAGGUUCCUGAAAUUCAAGUGAGAACCGAGGAAGUUUCUAAAGAACCUAAAGAGGCUCCUAAAAUUCAAGUGAAAACCGAGGAAGUUUCUAAAGAACCUAAAGAGGUUCCUGAAAUUCAUGCGAGAACACAAGAAGUUUCCAAGGAACCUAAAGAGGUUCCUGAAAUUCUAGUGAGAACCGAGGAAGUUUCUAAAGAAUCUAAAGAGGUUCCUGAAAUUCAUGUGAAAACAGAAGAAGUUUCCAAAGAACCUAAAGAGGUUCCUGAAAUUCAUGUGAGAACAGAAGAAGUUUCCAAGGAACCUAAAGAGGUUCCUGAAAUUCAUGUGAGAACCGAGGAAGUUUCUAAAGAACCUAAAGAGGUUCCUGAAAUUCAAGUGAGAACCGAGGCAGUUUCCAAAGAACCUAAAGCGGUUCCUGAAAUUCAAGUAAGAACACAAGAAGUUUCAAAGGACCCUAAAGAGGUUCCUGAAAUUGAUUCGAAACUUCCUAAAGUAGAAAUUACAGCAACUGCUGAGGUUCCAGAAAUUCAUGUGAAAACCGAGGCAGUUUCCAAAGAACCUAAAGAGGUUCCAGAAAUUCAUGUGAAAACCGAGGAAGUUUCAAAAGAACCUAAAGAAGUUCCUGUAAUUGAUUCGAAACUUCCAAAAGAAGAGACUACAGCAACUGCUGAGGUUCCAGAAAUUCAUGUAAGAACAGAAGAAGUUUCUAAGGAACCUAUAAGAGUUCCUGAAGAUCAUUUAAAAACAGAGAAAGCUUCUGUAAACACUAAAGCUGCUCCUGAAGUUAACGUGAAAAUAGAAAAAGUUUCUGAAGAUCCUAAAGAUGUUGCAGACGCUCACCUGAAGACAGAAGCAAAUCCUGAAGAACCUAAAAUGGUUCCUGAAAUUCACGUCAGAACAAAUGAAGUUCAAGUGUCUUCUGAACCUAAAGAGGUCCCUGAAAUUCAUUUGAGAACAGAGAAUAUAUCAAAAGAGGGACUUAAUUCAUCUCCUGAAGUUCACUUGAGAGUAGGAAAAAUUUCUGAAGAACCUAAGUCAGUUCCUGAAGCUCAUGCAAGAAUAGAGCAAGUUUCAGAAGAAUCCAAAGACAAAAAUCCUAAGUCAGUUCCUGAAAGUCAUGCGAGAACAGUUAAAGAGGAACCUGAAAUGCAGUUGAGAAAUAUAGAGGCUGCAAAAGAAAAAGAACCUGAAUUAGUAAGUCAGGAUCUUAAACACGAAGAAUCUAGAAGAGCACCAGAAAUUCAUGUAACUAGAGCGGAGUCUCUUGAAGUAAAAGAGCCAGAAAAAUCCCGUGAAAUUCACGUAAAAACAGAUAAAGUUCUAAAAGAAGAACUAGUUGAAGGUCCUAAAACUAAAGAAAUUAAUGUGAAAACUGUAGAAGUUUCAAAGGAAAUCACUGUAAAUGUUGAGAAAACCACAAAGAAAACUACAGAGAUCCAAGGAUCUUCCAAAGAAAUCAUUUCUGAGCAUCAAACGAAGGGAGUGUCUGAUGAAGAGUUGAAUGCUAAAAUUGAUGAAAUUCUAAAAGAAGAUCCACCAACAGAAGCUGGCAUAAUGAGUACCAGUCUGGAAAUCAAAGAACAGCUCCAGAAGAUUGUCAAAACGAGCAAUGUGGAGCAAACACAAGAAGUUGAAAGGCCAAAAACUCUCAAUUUGGAAGCAGAACCUGAUGAUUUAAAUGAAGAACAAGUUCAUCUUCGCUAUAAAAGUCCAAUCUUUCAAGAUCUUCUCCCAAAAAGUCCCCCAUCAGUUGUGAAACUUUCAGAAAUUCCAAAUGACGAGCUAUCAAAGUUAAUAAGUGUGGCUAACAUCAUCAAGAGAUCUUCAUUGCAAUCUCCAGAAGAGCCGGAUAAAGGGUUGGGUGGUGGUAGCACGAAGCAUGUUGUAGAGGAUACUAACAUUCAAACUAACCAACAACAAGAAAAAAUGAAAGAAAUCCCAACUAAUGUCGGAUCUAUUGAAACAGUCUCCAAGUCUAGAACAUCGGAGACUCUAUCACAAAGUCCAGAACCAGAUAGCCUUGAGGAAGAACAUCUGAUUCCUGGAUCUAUCGCAGAAAGAGAACAUCUCAAGUGGCAACAUCCUGAUGCUGACAUACCUAAUAAUCCCUACUCUCCAGAAGCUCUGCAACAACGACUAGUGGGUAAAACCUAUCAUAGUCAGAGCACUACUGGCAGCACCACCUCAAACAUCGAAUCCCCUCCGAAAACCCCAGAAAGAUCCCUACAAGUAGUUCUUGGUGAGAACAGCCCAGAUUACAAAAGAUACGGCAGAGAUUACUACAUAAACGAUGCCAAAAAAUCAUCAGGCACCAGGAAGAAGCAGAUGGAUAUCAUCACAAUGCCAUCAGAGGAGGACAAAUCGGGAGUAUUUGUGGCCACGCCCAUUCGAGUGGAUGAAUCUGAAGUGUCUGGAGAUUCACUGACUCGCAUCAGUAUUGAUUCUUCAGAGACUAGCAAUACAUCGCUUCAGCUCACGGAUAGCCUAACGCCCAGCGAAGACUCAGACACAACCAGGAUCUAUGAGAUCGAAACCAGGGAAACACGACUCCUUCGACAGAGUGUCAUUCUGAGUGCCAAGAAGCCCAUCGGAAGCACAAGAACCCCACCAUCAACACCAACUGAAGAAGAUAAUCCUCCACCUACAUUCCCAAUUUCACCCCAAGCCAUUCAGGAGGAGACUAGUGCUCUCAGAGAAAUCGAAGAAGAAACCCUUGAGUGCGUUAAAGUGGGCCAAAAGGAGAAAGUUGAUGAGAUUGUGAAAUCAGGGCAGAAAAAAUCAAUAUCACCGGAAACUGUUAAGUUCUUCACUCCCAAAAAACCUCCUGUAUUCACAGCAACUACCCCUACAACGCCCGAAAAGUCUGUGCAGAAUGGAUCUUCUGGUAUAGAGAAGAAGAAAGAGAUCAAUAACAAUGAUGUAGUGAACAAAAUGGUGAUUGAGGAAGAAGUUUUGUCCACAUUGCCGUCCGUUAAGAAGCUAAUGAGUACCUUUUCGGCUGUUAGCAAUCAAGCUGAUGAUACUAAGAAACCCAUACCCAACAACAGACCAAAAUCCCUACCCCUUCAGACUGACCAGGAAGCAAGUAAAGCCCCUGAAAAUGGGAAGAAGAGCUCUCCUAGCAAUGGAAAAUCCCCUAUGGUUCCUGGAUACAGUAUCACAGCCAGGAGUUUGUCGAAGCAAUUCCGCGACGAAUUGAAACAUUCGACGAGUCAGGAAGAUGAGACACCACCUGAGACCCGUACUAUCGCAAAGGAAGAGGAGAAGGGAAAGAGACAUUCGAGUCCAGAAAGGCCUCCAAGCCCAGUACUAGUCCCUGGACGUCUCAAAAAUAACAUUGCCUUCUUUGAGAAUUUGCGCAAAAAAUAAUGAGACUUUGCCCCCUUCCCCAAUUUUUUUUUUUUUGAAAUCCCGGAGAAGGGGACCAAAUGUCCCAGAGAUAGGGUCACGCAUCAAAAUGUGCCAUUGACAAGGAGAGAGCUGAAUAUUUUUUUUCCCAUCAUCCUAAGAUGCUACUCGACAAGCUCAAAAAAAUGUCGAAAUGUUUUUUUUUUUUAAUUUGUAAAUACCUGUAAUGCAUUCUAUUACCUGAAAUAUAAAUCCUACAUCUUGUAUUGAAA
Phlebotomus papatasi is the source of this 7675-nucleotide messenger RNA. RefSeq names its product titin-like. The record is from RefSeq and is a predicted model, not a curated record. NCBI's taxonomy places the organism in Eukaryota, Metazoa, Arthropoda, Insecta, Diptera, Psychodidae. The transcript is spliced from 14 exons. Bases 747 to 7424 code for a protein of 2225 amino acids.